Messenger RNA from Pseudozyma hubeiensis SY62, 2244 nucleotides. RefSeq lists its product as hypothetical. NCBI's taxonomy places the organism in Eukaryota, Fungi, Basidiomycota, Ustilaginomycetes, Ustilaginales, Ustilaginaceae. The transcript has a single exon. The record is from RefSeq and is a predicted model, not a curated record. Bases 1 to 2244 code for a protein of 747 amino acids.
AUGUCACGCACCCUCGACCUCGAGAGUAUGGCCGAAGAAUGGUUGAACACGCUCACCUCCCCGCUCUCCACCCCGGCCGAGCGUAUCAACAUCCUCAACGACAUUGAAAAAACGCUCGUUACCGUCACAGACCCAGCACGAUCAGCAACAGCCGACUUUCUGCCACCCGUCAAUCAGACAGCCUCAGUGUUCUGGGCAUUGCAAGCCACUGCCGGGUACAGCCUGGCCGAGGUGCUUCUCGCCCACGUCUACCGUCUACACCUUGAUCUUGAGCGCGAGAACGAACUGCAUCAGGCCUCGCAAGAGCCCACAGCAGCUGCUUCGAGUUCAUUGUCGUUCGGAUUCGGCUCACGAGACCUCUCAACAUCGAGCUCAAAGCUUCAAGGUCUGGGGUUGGAAGUAGCUUCCCCGUCACAAAACCUCGGUCGAGCUAGUCCGCAUGCAAUGCCGGAAGUACAGCGCCAAAGAGUCCAUUCGAGCGUCUCCGAGAUCUGCAUCGCUAUCACCAUCCUCCAAGGUCUUACACUGUGCAGCAAAGCAACCAGGCGCAUCACUCAACGAAAGUCAGCCCUCGAAUUGCUCUUACAGAUCGUUCUGGCAGACUAUUGCACACAGCUUCUCCCACCCAUCCUCAGUCCUUCCAAUCUAUCACCUACAAAUGCAUCGUUCGCUUUGCCGCAUUCGCCAGCCACUCCUACCAGCAUCUCUUCUUCGUCGGCAUCUUCCACUUCCUCCUCACCGUCUAAAACAUCCUCAUCGGAGGCGACCGCCGACGCGCCGCUCUCUUUACCCUCCGGCUUUGCACUUGAUCUACUCAUGUGCAUUCUCGUCGACAGCGAUGUCGCACAAGAACGCUUCUCCGACAUGGGCGGCAUCCAUCAGAUCGUUCAGCUCAGCCACAAAUGCGCUGACACCGUCACAACACCUGCCAGUACACCUGUGACUGCUACCAGCCCCAGCUUUGCGCAAGCUGUUGCAAGGUCGAGUCACAUCACCGCUCUCAAGCAGACAGACUUGCUAUGCUUGGAAUUCCGAUACUUCUGGUCGCAAUUGCUACAGCAAGCCGAUCCGGCCUCGAGGAGGUCAAGCUUGCAGGGUGUCAGCUCUGCAGCUACAAGCUUCUACAGUGUUGCCGAGGAGCCGGCCGAGUCGGCCACACCUAAAGCGAGCCCGAAGAAGCGUGCAUCCAGAGCAGACCUUCGUGCUCAGCGCAAGGCGCAGGAGGAGAAAGAAGCGACGGUUGUGACGCCCAAAGCUACGACGCGCAGAAGGGUAGUCGCACCUACGACGGUGAGAGCGACCAGUGAGGAGGCGCCGACCAGGCCAAGCUCGGCCAGGAGCGAGUCUACGGUGGCAUCAGGCUCGCCUAGGAAGCUCCGUCAAAGUACUUCCGUGGCCGAGCUGCGCAAGAAGCCAAGCACCUUGUCCAGGUCGAACGUUUCACCUCCGCCCGUACCGGCGCUUCCGACGACAACGAGGACGACGACCGAGUCACCAAUGUCGUACAACUCCGAUCCUCUAGGAGCGUCGCGACGACAGCGUCAGUCGACAGCUCGGCCAUCGACAUCGGAUUCUCGUCCACAGUCUCGCACUGAACGGAAGGAGGAACGCGUUCGACGAUCGACCGUAUCCGAAGCCGUUCCAGUUCCUCCUAACCCGAAGGAUCAAGCAGUGGACCAGGUACAAGAGCUGAGUAAAUUCAACGCCUCUCGUCCAGGCAUGUCUUCGCGCGAUCGACCGCGCAUUCCUUCACCAUUGAAAGCUCGCACUCCCGCGCAAGAGGUCGCCGAGCUCGAAGAACGAAUCCGACGAAAGCAGGCACUCGCAUCGCAGCAAGCCAUACCUUAUCGGAGACUUCGCUCGUCCACAACCAGCACGCCCUUCGACCCCUCCAGCGGUGGUGGAGCGCGGCACGGUCGAGGUCGAGAAGUAGAUUCAAUCGCGGAUGUCGAUGAAAAUCGUAACCCUUUCUCUACCGCCGCAAAUGUCGCAACCACGGAAGUGGUUGCGAUGAAAGCUAGGAUCUCGGGCGAAGAAAACGUCACUCCUUCCGUAUCGCAGAGAAGCAGCUUGUCGAGCGCAGGAUCGACCCGAACUAGCCUUGGCAGCUUGGGCUCAGCGGCCAGGAUCCCUCCAAGUCCAGCAGUGAGGAGGGCCCAGUUGGCAAGAGCACGUUCCUUGUCGCCGAAGAAGCUUUCCUUGCCGGCAACUCCGACCACUCCCACUGCUGCGUACGACUACUAG